UUCCCUGAUUACUCCCCUGUGUAUUUAAGCCCUGUGUUUUCCUGUGCUCUCUGUUGCGUCGUCUGUUUUACUUCAUGUCCGUCUGCAGAAUUCUGUAUAACCCGGUGUUCAGUCUGUGUCUCUCCGCCAUCUUUCUUUGUGCUUUUUGUUCCUCCUCCCGUGCGUGUUUGGUUUAAGUUGAGUUCUUUAGUUUUCCCCAGUUUAGGUUUGUUUACUCCCCGCUCUGCUCCUCCUGUUUUUGUCACCUUAUCACCUCUGUAAAUAAACAUUCACUCGCACCCCAGCCAGUGCCUGCAUUUUGGAUCCUUUUCUCAAUUCACCACACGACUGCUGCGCAGCCGUGACAGUACGAUGCGACCACAAAAUGGAUCCAGCGGACUUGCCCGGGGAGAGCGACCUCACACGUGCCCUACGCUUGGUGGACUGGGUAACCCACACCUCCAACGCACGAGCGAGGGUUGUGGGGAUAAAUGCCAUUGAGGCUAUCCUGGCCGGAAAUCCCUAUCUCCACCAGGUCAGGGGAUUUACGGACUUAAUCUCUGAGUUGCAUAAAGCCCGGGAGGCGGUGCAAGCUCGGGAAGUUGCGGAUUCUGCUCAGCAACAGCGGACUACGACCGUCCCGAAGCAGCCGUCUCAGCUUCACCCACCGGAGGUUUCACGGCCCGACCUGUCGGAGGUUUUGCCCUGCCCAUCGGAGCCGUCAGCGGUGGGGAAGCAACGAUCGCGCCGCCGGCGCUUCACCCUACAGCCGGAUUCGGGAACUACUGUGCGACCAGCUGUGGUGAGUUCAAAGGACGCUGUUGCUUCUGAGACUGUGUUUUCUGGGGCUGUUCAUGGUGAGAGUAGAGACAGUACACGGUGCUUACCUACCUUCGUGGUAACUGACCUCUCACAAGUUGGCAUUUUCAAAACAUCCAUAACAGUAACUGACUGUGUUUCAUCCAUUCCACCACCAACUCCAGUCUCACUUCAACCAGUACAUCAGCCUUUAGCCAGUUCAUUAGCCCAGCCUGCAUCUAUUCCAUUAGCCCGGUCACCUGCCCCCUCCAUACUGGAGGCUGUGUCUGCGCCACCCAUUUUGAAUCCCGUUCCUGGCGCCCGUUUUAAGCGGAGAGACAAACACAUUAAAACCACUCUAGUUUCUCAGAAACUGGCUAAUUUAGAGACUGGUACUCGCCCCAGGGCCUCCCCAGACGCUGAGUUUCUGCCUUCAGUCGACUCUGGACCCCUGGAGGCCAAGACGCCAGCUAAGAACUGCACCGUGCCAGCGCUGCCGGGGCAAAGCCAGUGCCCUGCGCAGUUUCAGUUACCGGUGACUUUGCCAGCGGUCCCCGCACCUGCUGGUUCUGUUCCGUCGCUGCCAGAGGUCCCCGCACCUGCUGGUUCUGUUCCGUCGCUGCCAGAGGUCUCCGCACCUGCUGGUUCUGUUCCGUCGCUGCCAGAGGUCCCCGCACCUGCUGGUUCUGUCCUGUGUGUGCCAGGGGCUCCAGUGCCCACUGGUUCUGAGACUAGGGGGCCCGAGGAGCCCGUCCAGAUUCCUGCCUCGUCAGCUGGAGGGCCCGAGGAGCCCGUCCAGCCCCAAGACUCGUCAGCUGGAGGGCCCGAGGAGCCCGUCCAGCCCCAAGACUCGUCAGCUGGAGGUUCAGGAGAACCUAGCCAGAUUCCUGCCUCGUCAGCUGGAGGGCCCGAGGAGCCCCUGGAGGGCCCGAGGAGCCUGUCCAGUCUUCUGCCUCGUCAGCUGGAGGGCCCGAGGAGCCUCCUCUGCCUCAGCUUCAUCAGCUCCGCCUGGUCCAGCCUCUGCCUCAGCUUCAUCAGCGUCGCCUGGUCCAGCUUCAACAUCCUCAUCAUCGCCUGGCCCGGCCUCAGCUUCGCCUUCGCCGUCACCCGGCCCGGCCUCUGCCUCUGCUUCACCCUCGGCUUCGCCUGGCCCGGCCUCUGCUUCAGCUUCACCCUCGGCUUCGCCUGGCCCGGCCUCUGCUUCGGCUUCACCCUCGCCGUCGCCUGGUCCUGCUUCAGCUUCACCCUCGCCGUCGCCUGGUCCAGCCUCCGUGUCUUCGUCUGCAGCGAUGCCUGGUCCAGCCUCCGUGUCCUCAUCCUCGCCUGGUCCAGCUCCGGCUUCAUCCUCGCCGGGUCCAGCUCCGGCUUCAUCCUCGCCGGGUCCAGCUCCGGCUUUGUCUUCGCCUGGUCCAGCUUCAGCCUCGGCUUCAGCCUCCGCCUCGUCUGGUCCAGGCGAGGAUUCAGCUUCCGCCUCGUCUGGUCCAGCCUCCGCCUCAGCUUCAUCAGCUCCGUCUGGUCCAGCCUCCGCCUCAGCUUGGGCCUCGCCUGCAGCCGUCUUCUCAUCAGCCUCCGUUUCAACUGCAGCACCUACAUCACCGCCUGCAGCACCUACAUCACCGCCUGCAGCACCUACAUCACCGCCUGCAACAGUCCCGCUGCCGUCAGGUUCCGCCUCUGUGUCUUCAUCCACGUCUGGUCCAGCUUCUGCUCCGCCCUCGUCUGGCCCGGCUUCUGCUCCGCCCUCGUCUGGCCCGGCUUCUGCUCCGCCCUCGUCUGGCCCUGCCUCGUCUGGCCCUGCGGUUGCCACACCGUCAUGCGACCCAGCUCGUCCUGUUCCGCCUCGCCUCUGCCGGCCGUUUUCCAGGCCUCUAAGUUGACAUCAUGGCCGUCGAGGACGGCCUCCGGAAAGAGUUCAUCGGCGCCGCUGGCAUCGCGGCCGACCUCCCGACCUGCUCAGUGGUCGCCACUGCCUUCCAAGUGGUCGGCCUCCUGA
Oreochromis niloticus (Nile tilapia) is the source of this 2770-nucleotide messenger RNA. RefSeq lists its product as uncharacterized. The transcript is spliced from 4 exons. The record is from RefSeq and is a predicted model, not a curated record. The coding region runs from base 365 to 2770 and encodes 801 amino acids. Lineage: Eukaryota; Metazoa; Chordata; Actinopteri; Cichliformes; Cichlidae.